AUGGGCGUCGUCAGCGCCUCAUUCUUAGGUUCCCUGACCGUGUACCAAACAGCACAGCUCCUUCUCGCAGCCUUCACCAUCAUCUACCUCAUCCGCUGGAGCUACACCGCAGUCUACAACCUCUACUUCCACCCACUCGCCGCUUUCCCCGGCCCAAGCCACUGGAUCAUCUUCCCCAUCCUCCGGCAAAUUGACAUCAUACGCGGCGUUCGCGAACACAAGACCCGACAAUGGCACGAACGCUACGGCGAAGUCGUCCGUUGCGGCUCGGACAUGUUAACCUUCACCCAUCCAGACGCCUGGAAGGACAUCUACGGCCACGGGCACGCCGAGCUGCCCAAGUUCCUGGGAACGAACCAGAAUGGAGUGGAGAGCAUCAUCAAUGCUCGCUCCGCGCAAACGCAUUUCCGGCAUCGAAGAGCGAUGCUGCCGGCGUUCAGCGACAAGGCCCUGGGCGAGCAGAUGGGGAUCAUGAAUCGUUAUAUCGACCUACUCAUGACGCGCAUCAGCGAAGCCGCUUCCGACAAAGAAGGCACGACCGACAUCGACCGCCUCUACAACUUCACAACCUUCGACUUAAUCGGCGACCUGGCCUUUGGCGAAGACAUGGGCGGCCUCUCCAAUGGAGAAUCCACCCCAUGGUUGAAACGCAUCAAGACCGUCAUCCGCAUGUUGCCCGUCGGUCUGCUCAUGUCGCAGUUCUUUCCAUUCCUUCAACCCCUCCUGCGCAGGACGCUUCGCAAGUCUGGGAAUGAGCACCGCGCUAUGGUUGAGGCGAUGGUGCGGAAGCGGAUUGGGAAUGCGGAGUUUGAGCACCGGGGCGAUUUUAUGGAUCAGAUGAUGCGGAACCGUGGGAAGGAAGGGGUCGAUUUGACUGAUGAGGAGCAUGCUGCGAACGCGGAUAUUAUGAUGAUUGCUGGAACGGAGACGACUGCUACAUUGCUGAGCUUCGCGACGUACAUGCUGCUGACGCACCCGGAGAAGUUGGACCGAGUGAGAGAGGAGGUCAGAGCAGCGUUUGAGAGUAGAGAGGAAAUGACGUUUGCGAGCGUGAGCAAGAGGCUGCCGUACUUGUUGGCGUGUCUGCAGGAGACAUUCAGGCUGUAUCCGCCGGUGCCGAUCAUUAUGUUUAGGGAGACCUUGGAGGGGCAAAUGACGAGUAUUGCUGGGCAUUUGGUUCCUGGGAAGAUCAAAGUCGGCGUUCCCCAACUCGCCGCGAACACCACCACCGCCAAUUUCCACGACCCUCACAGCUGGACGCCAGAACGAUGGCUUCCUUCCGCAACCACAGACCCCAAGUCAGUCUACUUCAACGAUCGCCGCGAAGCAGUCCGCCCCUUCUCCAUUGGUCCGCGCAACUGCAUCGGACAGAACCUCGCGUACCACGAGAUGCGGCUGAUUAUGGCAAGGCUGAUGUGGGAGUUUGACCUGGAGUUGGAUGGUAAGAGUGAGGGGUGGACGGAGGGGAUGAAGGUAAGGGUGUUUUGGGAUAAGGAGGGGUUGUGGGUCAGGGUGCGGGAGAGGGAGGGGAUGAAAGGAGAGCAGUGA
Cyphellophora attinorum is the source of this 1548-nucleotide messenger RNA. RefSeq names its product Isotrichodermin C-15 hydroxylase. Lineage: Eukaryota; Fungi; Ascomycota; Eurotiomycetes; Chaetothyriales; Cyphellophoraceae. The record is from RefSeq and is a predicted model, not a curated record. The transcript is spliced from 2 exons. The coding region runs from base 1 to 1548 and encodes 515 amino acids. Gene Ontology annotation, molecular function: heme binding; monooxygenase activity; oxidoreductase activity, acting on paired donors, with incorporation or reduction of molecular oxygen.